AUGUUCGUUACGCGCUGCCCCAAAUGUUCCCCGGCGAAGUGGACGCCUCGGAACAUCGAGGGCGCUAGCGUAUCACCCCGGGCUUCAGCCUCCAGCAUAGGUCCAGGAGCAAGCCACCCGGGCAUCGGGCAGGUGUUUCCGGACUCGCACCGCCGGUCCGGCCCGCCCCCGCCUCCACCGUCCCCGCCGCUCACCCCGCCGAACCCACACACGCCCCACGGUAGCCUGGAGCGAGAGCUGCAGGACGGCAUCUCGCAGAACUUCAAGCUCAGCUCGGACUUGUCUCAACAAGCGCGGCGGGGGGGCGCGGCGGCCGGGGGUCGGACCAGCUGGUCUGGGGGGCGGGGGGGGGUCAGCGGGGUGCGAGACGCCUGGAAUGGUCGGGUUGGUGCUGAUGGUGGUCGUGGCGGUUUCGCGAGCCCGUUCGCGGGCGAUGGAAGUUCUCGACAACAACACCCGGGGGCGUUUUCCAAGGGGGAGGGAGGGGGAGGGGCGCGGGGGGGAGAAUCCCCGCCCGUGGAUGCUGUGGGAGACGGGGGUGACGGCGGCGGCAGCGGGGGCGCCGGAAUCGGGCCGGAUCGACGAUGGGCGGCGGAUCUGCUGCCCAAGGAAAUUUACGAGAAGCUUUCGGAGCACGUGAUCGGACAGCACAACGUAAAGCGCGCCUUAGCUGUGGGGAUGCACAACCACUUCAAGCGAAUCUCCGUGUGCCCGCCGACGGAGCAGCCGGGGCCCCACAGAGUGCAACACGCACCACCACCUGAGGCCUUGGAGCAGACGUUGAGUGACGUAGACCUCCAACUGCCUGGCAUCGCCGAUCACGACGCCAUGGCGAAGCCACAGCAGCAGCAAUGGGUAGGGUCCGGGGGCAAGGACGUCCAAAAGGCUAAGCUGAACCUGUCGAACGGGAUCGAGGUGGAGCCGGUGGUCCUCGACAAGACGAACGUGAUGAUCGUCGGGCCCACGGGGUCGGGCAAGACUCUGCUGGCCAAGACGCUGGCGAAGCUGGUAGACGUGCCUCUCGUGAUUGCCGAUGCGACGUGCCUAACACAGGCCGGAUACGUGGGCGAAGACGUCGAGUCCAUCCUGCACAAGCUGUACAUGGAGAGCGGCCAGGACAUCGAGCGCUGCCAACGCGGAAUCGUCUACCUGGACGAGAUCGACAAGAUUUCAAGGAAGAUGGAGAACGUGAGCAUCACCCGCGACGUCAGCGGGGAGGGCGUGCAGCAGGCUCUCCUCAAGAUCCUAGAGGGCGCCAUCGUCAACGUGCCGAAGGACGGGGGCCGCAAGAACCCUCGAUCAGACUUCAUCCAAGUGGACACGACCAACAUACUCUUCAUCUGCGGGGGCGCGUUCGCCGGCCUGGAGCACCUCAUCAACAACCGAAUCGCCAAGUCUAGCAUAGGCUUCGGGGCUAACCUCCCCGCCGACCUCACCAAUCCGGAGAUGCAGGGGGAGGAGGAGCCGGAGAAACUGGUUCAGGAGGGCAGUACAAGUUCCAGUUUGGCAUUGGAAGAGGGGGAGUUCCACAUGGGGAAGGCGCUUUCAGAGCGGGGGCGGGCCAGGGCCAUCAAGAGGGACACGGGGGGGGGGGGGCUCCGGUGGAUCAGGGAGAGCCUCCUUCUUGAAGCCAUGUUCGACGUGCGGGGGUCUGACGGGAAUGCUGUUUAUUUCGAGGAGGAUGCUGUGUUGGAGAAAGGAAGUGUGCUUCUCCUCAAGGGGCAGGACACGCUCGAGAGCUACCUGGAGCAACAAGCAGGAGGCAAGGAUGGGGGAGACAAGAAGACCCCCAAGGCUGACGGGGGUGGCGGUGGUGGGACCAAGGAAGACGGUUGGUUCGACGAGGUCGAGGACGUCGCGAUGUCGUAGCUUGGCCCUCUCCGUCGAUCACGAGUGACUCUGUCGCCACUUCUUUCCCUGGUAACCGUUAUCUGCACUGAUUCUAAACCGAUUUAUCCCUCUGCAUUAAACCCGAGUGAUGUUCUCCCGGGGGCAUGUGACGGAGGGACGAUGGCGAUGAUUUCGUCUACGUUGAGGUAAAAAUUCCAAGCGUACAACUGGUGGGGAGAGCCGUGGAACCAACUCUAAUACGAUCUCAAGCAGUGGAGUAUUUCGUACUUGUACUAGGUUACCGUGGGGUUGGUUGAGGUUAGGGUCCUUUCUAAACGGAAUGGUUUCUGUACACGUCACUGCGUUUGGAUCGGUUACCGUUGUAGGACAAGGUAGUCGAGCACCAUGGCUAUGCGCGCACGCUGCCAGCCCUCCGAAAACAGAACAACCAGCGCUUCAUGUGUUGGAUUUCGUCGGGAACGGAUAGAAGCAUACGGCGGCCGCAGCUGAUUUGAUUGUCAUUUCGACCGCGGCCCGUUGGUGAGAGAAGUCUCAACGGUAAACUAUGCCCCAGGAAGAUUUGUUGAAGCUUGGAGCUUGGGGCGGUUAUGAUGCCGAACGUGCACAUUCUAGUUGACUAUGAGCCACCACGUACGAUUGUAGCUUGGAGAUUGCGCGGGGUUGGCCACCUACUAGGGCGUCAUGGGGAUUCGUGAUUCGCACAGAAGGUUGAUCGCUGUUCACGCACGUGAAGUGUUGGAUAACACAUUGGUCUCGAGCGUAGCUAGACGAAUUGCAGCGUGGGUGAGGAGAGAGGAACGCCUUUCUCUUGUGGGUGUCGAGUAAGCAGGUUGUUGCAACUUGUUGGCCGGGGGGGAGGGUCGUGUGUGUCUUCCGGAACGGCAUAUGUCAAGGCUCGCGGCCCUUCCCUUGGUGUUUUCAAUUUAUUCCGCGCAAGAAGUCGCCUCCUCGUGCCAUGCACCGAUCGACCGGGCCUCAAUUCCGUUCGACUCUGCAUCCGUGGAGACAAAAACAAGCAGGCGACGCUUGCCUUGUGUCUUGUACCGAUCGACUGCAUUCGAUUCAAACGUGUUUUCGUUCGACUGGUAAAGCCCGUGUAGAAAAAAAAAAAGUGGCGUUUUGCUCUUGGAGCUCGUCUUGCUGCCGUCGACGGCUCUGCUUGUAUGCGCGCCGAACAAGUGAUGCGUCAGCCCGUAGGUGGCGGUGUGUACCGUAGGCGACGUAGUUGCCGGGAUAACGUGCGGGAUUGGUAUGGAUGGUGUUAUCAUGGAGUGCAUUUGUCCCUUAGCGUGCAUAAGGGUGGGAGCGUGUUUUUGCCAUGAGGUGGGGCUAUUGCGAUGACAGCAGUGUUGUAUGGACACUUUUGGGCCUGCCCGCCACCGCCCCUGGCAAAGGGAAUUGCUGGAAGGACAUGCGAACCACCAGGUUGGUGGGGGGUGACGCCGAACGGCAGAGCGUAGGCAGAGGCCGGGGGAGAGAUAGAGCAUACCGCGCUCUGUGUUUUGUGAACGAACCUUUUCACGAUGGGUUUUAGAAUAUUAUCCACGGGGCAUGUUUGAGGAGGGGGAGGAUUCGACUGUUGUGACAAUUUUUAUCCUUUGCGCGUGCUACGUUGCAAGGGACAGUGGUAAAAACGAAGGUCGAUGGUGUAUGAUAACGGGCUACCAACAUUGGGUUAGGUUGCGCAAGGCCACGGCGGUUGGAUGCGCGGCCUGAUCUCUUGGUGUUUGGUUUUGUUUGGGUCAAGGGGUAGAGGGAUACAAUGAACGGCCGCGCAGGUUUUGAAGCUGUAGAGGCUGAGGUCGAAAGGAUGGCUAAGGAUGCCCUUGCCGUGUAGAUAUAGGAUAUAGACAACAAUGAUUCAAAACUUGCCGAUUUCUUGGUCGGUACGGGUUGUUGCCGUGCUAUGCUAGACAAGAGACGUUCCUGUACAUGCCACGCGUUUCCCGGCGGUCCGCGCUGUUUCCUACACCCCUUUUGCAGUCAAUCAUUUAGUCAACCUUUGUGUUCGCGGACUCCAGAGUUGGGAAGAAUGACGGAGUGAAGCCAAUAGCAAGACGCUCUCCCCGCCAAGGCAGUCGUUGCGGUGGAGUAUUAACAUUGACGACCAUUUUUUUUC
Messenger RNA from Ectocarpus siliculosus, 3970 nucleotides. The record is from the annotation of a GenBank genome assembly. Lineage: Eukaryota; Phaeophyceae; Ectocarpales; Ectocarpaceae.